UCGCGAUUCCUUUACCCUCCCCAUUUUCCCAGGUCCUAAUCCAAGAUGGCCAAGAAUAAAACAACAAAGCGCGAAAGCGCACCGGUCACCAAGAUUACCGACCCCCGUUUCGCAAAUUUCGAAACGGACCCAAGGUAUAAGCUGCCGUCGAAAAAGACCCUCAAGACCAAGAUCGACAAGCGUUUCUCGCGCGUGCUCAAGGAUGCCGAUUUCGUCGCCACCGCAAAGGUCGAUCGCUAUGGCCGGAAGCUGAAGACAGACACCAAGAAGAAGGCGCUGCAGCGACUCUAUGAAGAAGAGGAGGAGGACGAGCAUGACCCAGGGGAGGAUGCGCAGGUCGAGGACGAUGACAUUGUUCGCCGCGAAUUAGAGAAGGCCGACGCGAAAUACGAUCCGGCUCGUGGCGGCGGUUUCUCCUCUUCCGAGUCGGACUCGGAUUCGGACGAGGAUUCAGAAUCCGAAGCGGAACCGGAAGCCGAGGACGAAGAGGAGGAGACGCGGCCUGGCAUUCAUCUCCGCCGAGAGAAGCAGCAGGUCGAGGAGGGCGAGGUAACAAACCGGUUUGCCGUUGUCAACAUGGACUGGGACCAUGUCAAGUCCGUAGACCUCCUGGCGCUGUUUUCCAGCUUCGUCCCGCCUGGUGGUCGCAUCGAGAAAGUGUCCAUCUACCCUAGCGAGUUCGGAAAAGAGCGAAUGCAGCGUGAGGAGUUGGAAGGCCCUCCCAAGGAGAUCUUUAAGAAGAGCAAGGAAUCGGACGAUGAGGAUGACGAUGAAGACGACUCGGCAUCUGACAGUGAGAGCGACGACGAUGAUGAUGGCACGGGCGAUUCGGACGAGGAGGUCAAGAAAGAGCUGCUGAAAGAGGGCGACGAUCAAGAUUUCGACAGCGACGCGCUCCGGACCUAUCAGCUCGAGAGGCUGCGAUACUACUACGCAGUGGUAGUGUGUUCGGACAAGAAUACGGCGCACAAAAUUUACGAAGCAACCGACGGUAGUGAAUAUCUAUCGUCUUCCAAUUUCCUCGACCUCCGCUUUGUUCCGGACGAUGUGACGUUUGACGACGAGCCCAGGGACGAGUGCGACAGUGUCCCCGCUGGGUAUCAGCCCGUCGAGUUCACCACGGACGCCCUACAACACUCCAAGGUGAAGCUGACCUGGGAUAUGCACCCAGAAGAGGCGUCUAGAAAAGAGUCCAUCAAGAAGGCAUUCAGUGGGAGCCGCGCGGACAUCGCUGAGAACGACUUGAGGGCGUACUUGGCAAGUGAUAGCGAGAGCGAUGACGGGGAAGGUGACGAUGUUCCUGCGGAGGAACGGGGUGAGGACGGGGCACCGCUCAGCAAAAAGGAGAUCGCGAGACGCAAGAUGCGCGCAGCGCUGGGUCUCAGCGACGAACCUGCUCCAAAAUCUUCAAAUUCCGGGCCCGUUGGAGAGAUGCAGAUCACCUUCACCCCUGCCCUGUCCGAGAAGCCGAAGAAGGACGAAGCUGAAGAAACAACCAUUGAGAAGUACAAGCGCAAGGAGAGGGAGCGAAAGGAGAGGAAGAGAGCCAUGGCCCUUGCCAAGAGGGAAGGCAUCGAUCCGAAUGCGGUUCAGAAACCGCAGGCGGAAGGAGGCGAAGAAGAUCUAGGUUUCGACGACCCGUUCUUCACAGCCGAGCCAGUCAAACCUUCCAAAUCAGCUCUCCGCAAGGAGGAACGGCUGAAGAAGCGUGCCGCCAGGGAGAAGGAGGAGGCGGAGAAUGCUGCACAAAAGGCGCAGCUAGAACUGCUGAUGGCGGAUGAGAACGGCGGCGGCGCCCACCUUGACCACUUCGAUAUGAAGGAGAUCGCGCGGGCGGAGAAGCUAAAGGGAAAGAAGAAGAAGAAGGGCAAGAAGGUCGCUGAGAACAACGGGGGCCUGCAAGAGGAUUUCAAGAUGGAUGUCGAGGAUUCUCGGUUCAAGGCCGUGUUUGAAAACCACGAGUUUGCCAUCGACCCGUCGAACCCCAAAUUCAAGGCGACGCAGGGAAUGAAGAAGUUGUUGGAAGAGGGCAGGAAAAAGCGCAAGGCCGGGCCCGAGGACUCACCGAACGGCAAGCGGGAUCAGCGAGAUUCCAAGAAGGCCAAGGCGGACGGAGACCAGGAGCUCAGCACGCUGGUGGAAUCCGUGAAGAAAAAGGUCAAGGCCAAGAGGUAGUAAGUACUUACAGAGAGUUUUGACAGCUUAAUUACGCCUAAAAUCAAACAAACGCAAU
Thermothelomyces thermophilus ATCC 42464 is the source of this 2233-nucleotide messenger RNA. RefSeq lists its product as uncharacterized. Gene Ontology annotation, molecular function: RNA binding. Bases 46 to 2175 code for a protein of 709 amino acids. Gene Ontology annotation, cellular component: nucleus. Gene Ontology annotation, biological process: rRNA processing. Lineage: Eukaryota; Fungi; Ascomycota; Sordariomycetes; Sordariales; Chaetomiaceae. The transcript has a single exon. The record is from RefSeq and is a predicted model, not a curated record.